ACUGCGAAGCCCAGCUGCGCGCGCCUUGGGAUUGACUGUCCACGCUCGCCCGGCUCGUCCGACGCGCCCUCCGCCAGCCGACAGACACAGCCGCACGCACUGCCGUGUUCUCCCUGCGGCUCGGACACAUAGUAUGACCAUUAGGUGUUUCGUCUCCCACCCAUUUUCUAUGGAAAACCAAGGGGAUCGGGCCAUGAUAGCCACUGGCAGCUUUGAAGAACGGGACACCUUUAGAGAAGCUUGAUCUUGGAGGCCUCACCGUGAGACCUUACAAAGCCGGCUGGGUCUUAUUCUUCUCUGGCCUUCACAACAUCCUGCAACCCAGCUCAAGGUCAGGAAUGUGACAGACUCAUGUCAUCAUAUCUCUGAUGCCCAGAGAAGGGAUACCAUUUGCCUGAGCCUUCUCAGUACUGUUUAAUCAGCCUGUGAGAACUUUCCUUGUGAAAGGCCCUGUCUGUGCCUGGGGCUGAUAAAACAGCAAGAACGAACUGAGGAGCUGGGCAGCAGUGCAAAGCAAAUACUACCAGCUUUGGUGCCUAUUCCGGCAGAGUUCCUCUAUCUCGUCUUGUUGCUGAUUAAAGGUGCCCCUGUCUCCAGUUUUUCUCCAUCUCCUGGGACGUAGCAGGAAAUCAGCAUCAUGGUUGGGUUCAAGGCCACAGAUGUGCCCCCUACUGCCACUGUGAAGUUUCUUGGGGCUGGCACAGCUGCCUGCAUCGCAGAUCUCAUCACCUUUCCUCUGGAUACUGCUAAAGUCCGGUUACAGAUCCAAGGAGAAAGUCAGGGGCCAGUGCGCGCUACAGCCAGCGCCCAGUACCGCGGUGUGAUGGGCACCAUUCUGACCAUGGUGCGUACUGAGGGCCCCCGAAGCCUCUACAAUGGGCUGGUUGCCGGCCUGCAGCGCCAAAUGAGCUUUGCCUCUGUCCGCAUCGGCCUGUAUGAUUCUGUCAAACAGUUCUACACCAAGGGCUCUGAGCAUGCCAGCAUUGGGAGCCGCCUCCUAGCAGGCAGCACCACAGGUGCCCUGGCUGUGGCUGUGGCCCAGCCCACGGAUGUGGUAAAGGUCCGAUUCCAAGCUCAGGCCCGGGCUGGAGGUGGUCGGAGAUACCAAAGCACCGUCAAUGCCUACAAGACCAUUGCCCGAGAGGAAGGGUUCCGGGGCCUCUGGAAAGGGACCUCUCCCAAUGUUGCUCGUAAUGCCAUUGUCAACUGUGCUGAGCUGGUGACCUAUGACCUCAUCAAGGAUGCCCUCCUGAAAGCCAACCUCAUGACAGAUGACCUCCCUUGCCACUUCACUUCUGCCUUUGGGGCAGGCUUCUGCACCACUGUCAUCGCCUCCCCUGUAGACGUGGUCAAGACGAGAUACAUGAACUCUGCCCUGGGCCAGUACAGUAGCGCUGGCCACUGUGCCCUUACCAUGCUCCAGAAGGAGGGGCCCCGAGCCUUCUACAAAGGGUUCAUGCCCUCCUUUCUCCGCUUGGGUUCCUGGAACGUGGUGAUGUUCGUCACCUAUGAGCAGCUGAAACGAGCCCUCAUGGCUGCCUGCACUUCCCGAGAGGCUCCCUUCUGAGCCUCUCCUGCUGCUGACCUGAUCACCUCUGGCUUUGUCUCUAGCCGGGCCAUGCUUUCCUUUUCUUCCUUCUUUCUCUUCCCUCCUUCCCUUCUCUCCUUCCCUCUUUCCCCACCUCUUCCUUCCGCUCCUUUACCUACCACCUUCCCUCUUUCUACAUUCUCAUCUACUCAUUGUCUCAGUGCUGGUGGAGUUGACAUUUGACAGUGUGGGAGGCCUCGUACCAGCCAGGAUCCCAAGCGUCCCGUCCCUUGGAAAGUUCAGCCAGAAUCUUCGUCCUGCCCCCGACAGCCCAGCCUAGCCCACUUGUCAUCCAUAAAGCAAGCUCAACCUUG
Messenger RNA from Homo sapiens (human), 1902 nucleotides. RefSeq names its product uncoupling protein 2 (gene UCP2). The transcript has 9 exons. NCBI's taxonomy places the organism in Eukaryota, Metazoa, Chordata, Mammalia, Primates, Hominidae. Gene Ontology annotation, cellular component: mitochondrial membrane; mitochondrial inner membrane. The record is from RefSeq and is marked reviewed. Bases 638 to 1567 code for a protein of 309 amino acids. Gene Ontology annotation, molecular function: proton transmembrane transporter activity; GDP binding. Gene Ontology annotation, biological process: response to fatty acid; regulation of mitochondrial membrane potential; transmembrane transport.